Arabidopsis thaliana (thale cress) is the source of this 3572-nucleotide messenger RNA. RefSeq names its product inosine-uridine preferring nucleoside hydrolase family protein (gene NSH3). The transcript has 12 exons. Gene Ontology annotation, cellular component: apoplast. Gene Ontology annotation, molecular function: purine nucleosidase activity; adenosine nucleosidase activity; hydrolase activity, hydrolyzing N-glycosyl compounds. Bases 666 to 3338 code for a protein of 890 amino acids. NCBI's taxonomy places the organism in Eukaryota, Viridiplantae, Streptophyta, Magnoliopsida, Brassicales, Brassicaceae. The record is from RefSeq and is marked reviewed.
GGAAUAUUAAAAGAAGUAGUAAGAAAAAUAAAAACCUCACUAGUCACAAUAAAAAAAAAGUAGGGAACGUUCAAGACACAUUCGAAGGAAGUUGACUUCAAGUUUUUCCGUAUAUUUCAUUUUAUAUACCUAAUUUAGAUGUCAUUUUUUCUUUUUUUUUUAUUAUCGAUUCUGGUCCCUAGUCGCCAACCAUUUCUCUUUUUUCUUUUUUUCGUCUCUCUCUGCAUCUGCACGUCUGUUUUAUCUUUUCUUGAUCUUUGUUUUCCUGUAAACUUAUCACAGAACUAUUUAUGUAAGCCAAGAGAUUUUUAAGUUUUUAAGCUGCUCAUAACAGAAAGUUCUGAAGAACAAGAAGACGUUGAAAAAAGAAAAAGAAAUCUUAUAUUUUGCUAUAUUGGCUUUUUGUCUAAUUUGUAAGGCUUUGAUGUAACAGUCUCUCUCUCUCCUUUGAGCUGAUUCGUCACUUGUCCAUAAACAAAGGAACCCACCUUCCUCAUUCUUCUUACCUAUUCCUUCUCUUUGGUUUGGACAUUUGAUUCUAGUUUAUGUAAUGGUUUCUUGAUCUGAUUUUUCUGGGUCUCUUGCCAUUUGGUGAAACAGAUCUUGGGUUUUGUUUCAGAUUCAGACAGGAAAAUAAUCACCAAUCUUUCUGACAUCUUCUUAAGAUGUUGACGAGCCCUACUUUGAAGAGUUUAUGGUUCUUGUUCACUAUUCUUGGACUCUUAGGACAAAACCUCCCUUGUGUUCUGUCUAGUUCACACCGUAUUCUAGUGGAUACAGAUGUCGACACAGACGAUUUAUUCGCUAUACUCUACCUCCUGAAACUCAACAAAUCAGAAUUUGAUCUAGUCGGGAUUACACUGAGUGCAAAUGCAUGGACAAACGCAGGACACGCCGUGAAUCAAGUGUAUGAUUUAUUGCACAUGAUGGAUCGUGACGAUAUCCCCGUUGGUGUCGGCGGCGAAGGUGGGAUUAGCGACGACGGUACUAUUCACUCUGACGUCGGUGGUUAUUUUCCCAUCAUCGAACAGGGGAUGACAACAACAGGGGAAUGUAGAUACAGACAAGCCAUUCCUAAAGGUCUUGGAGGCCUUCUCGACAUAGACUCCAAUUAUGGAUUUCGUAAACAGUUUCUUCCUCAGGGGAACAGAAGAUACACUCCUCUCCAACAACCAACGGCACAAAAAGUGAUCGUCGACAAAAUUUCCGAAGGUCCAACCACCGUAAUCCUUCUCGGAUCCCACACCAAUUUUGCACUCUUCUUGAUGUCAAAUCCUCACUUGAAACACAACAUCCAACACAUCUACAUCAUGGGCGGUGGUGUCCGAUCACAAAACCCCACCGGCUGUUGUCCGGCGAACUCCACGGUGGCGGAAUGUCAACCACGACAGUGCGGGAACCGUGGAAACUUGUUCACAGAUUAUACAAGUAAUCCUUACUCUGAAUUCAACAUCUUCGCUGAUCCUUUCGCUGCUUACCAGGUGUUUCAUUCAGGUGUUCCAGUGACUCUGGUUCCUCUAGAUGCAACCAACACUAUUCCGAUCAACCAGAAGUUCUUUGAGACAUUCGAGAAUAAUUACCAGAGAACAUACGAAGCUCAAUACGUUUUCUUAUCUCUGAAAAUCGCCAGAGACACUUGGUUCGACGAUGAAUUCUACAAGAGCUACUUCAUGUGGGAUUCUUUCACGGCUGGUGUUGCAGUCUCAAUCAUGAGAAACUCUGCUAAUAAGAACAACAAAAAUGGUGAGAACGAUUUCGCGGAGAUGGAGUAUAUGAACAUAACCGUUGUUACUUCAAACAAACCUUAUGGAAGAUCAGAUGGCUCAAAUCCAUUCUUUGAUAAUAGAAGAACUCCAAAAUUUAACCUAGCCCUUGGAGGAGUUCACAGUGGUCAUGUUCAGACGGGUUUGCGAGAUCCAACUUGCUUACCGAAAAGCGGAAUAGGAAGAGGAAAGUGUAAGGAUGGUUACACACAAGAGAUCUCUGGUUCUGAUUCUGUUCGUGUUCUUGUUGCGACACGAGCUAAACCCAACAUAAACAUCAAAAGUAAACUUGACAGAGAAUUCUAUGUUGAUUUCCUGGAAGUUUUGAAUAGACCUGAAGAAACAGGGAGAUUUAACUUUUCAUCUCAGUUUCCAUACUACAAAGAAGAAUUGUUUAGACCAGAUCUUAGCAAAACACGUCCCGGAAAGCCUGUUGUUUUCGAUAUGGACAUGAGCGCCGGAGAUUUCCUCUCUCUCUUCUACCUCCUCAAAGUUCCGGUGGAUAAAAUCGAUUUGAAGGCUAUUAUUGUGAGCCCAACCGGUUGGGCUAAUGCAGCAACAAUAGACGUGGUCUAUGAUCUGCUUCAUAUGAUGGGUCGGGACGAUAUUCCAGUGGGCUUGGGAGACAUGUUGGCAUUGAACCAAUCCGACCCGAUUUUUCCACCGGUUGGAGGUUGCAAGUACGUCAAGGCUAUUCCACGAGGCUGUGGCGGAUUUCUGGAUUCCGACACUCUCUACGGUCUUGCUCGUGACCUUCCGAGAAGCCCUCGCAGAUACACUGCAGAGAAUUCAGUGACACAUGGAGCUCCCAGGGACACUGAUAGGCCUGAACUCCGACAACCUCUGGCUAUUGAAGUUUGGCAAAAUCUGACCAAAUCUGGUAAUGGAGUGUCUAAGAUCACUGUACUAACCAAUGGACCGUUAACUAACUUAGCCAAGAUUAUCUCAUCAGAUAAAAAAUCAUCCUCACUAAUCAAGGAAGUUUACAUCGUGGGUGGACAUAUAAACCGUGAGAAAUCAGACAAAGGGAACAUUUUCACGAUUCCUUCAAAUGCAUAUGCUGAAUUCAAUAUGUUUCUUGAUCCUUUAGCAGCUAAGACCGUUCUUGAAUCCGCUCUAAACAUCACACUCGUCCCUCUAGCAACACAACACAAGUUGAGUUCUUUCCAAACAAUGCUUGAUAGACUCUAUUCCUCGACGAAAACACCAGAAGCUCGGUUUGUGAAACGGUUGCUUGUAAGAUUGCAAGCUCUUCAUCAGAAACACAGGAGAUACACGCACAUCGACAUGUUCUUAGGGGAAGUUCUUGGAGCAGUUCUUUUGGGAGGCGAUGACGCUUCACUGAAGCCGAAAAUGAGAGCCGAGCACAUAAAAGUGAUCGCGGAAGGGGAUGAAUCGAGAGAUGGUAAGAUAUUGAUCGAUAAACUGCGCGGCAAACAAAUAAAGAUACUCGAAAGAGUAGACCUAAUAAGCAUCUCUGAGAGUUUUGCUUCUAGACUCGAUGAUAAGAAACAAUCUGCAGUAAUAGGAAGCUUUGAAGAACAAAAGAAGAUAUGGAGCACACCACCAAGCUGACUGUUCAAUAAUAUGAUUAUAUUAUGUAAAAUAAUUACCAGAUUAUUUUAUAUUCAUUUCUGUUUCAUUUGACUGUUUUCUUAUAGUUAUCCUUUUUCGUAGGAUGAUCAUUUUCUAUUCAUUUGUGUUUUUUUUACUGUUUUCUUUUCACAAUUUCUAUCCAAUUUUUAAGGCGACAAGCCAAAUUGUAUUACGUGUUUGAUGACGGACUACAUGAUUAGUUCUAAAUUAAAA